GCUAAGGACAAGAGAUGGAGCCGCUCACAUGAUUAAGUUGUGACUGUCUUCUGAGGCUGUGGGUGUGUGAAUAUGUGUGUUUUUUCAUCGAUGAGAGAGCGAGCGUCUCACUGCUCUCAUUGUCCUUCAUGUCAGGCUAAUGAGAAGCACCAGUCGACGGGCUGCCUUCCUCCUGGGCGGGCUCUGGUUUAUAAUCUGCAGGACGGACCUCUGCUGAACAAGGAGCCGCGGCUGGGCCCUGAAAAUGGGAAGCUGAAAAUAAGGCUGUGAAUAAGGUAUAAAGAAACCCUUAAGAGCACCUACAGACCCAAAAGAAGUUGUUCUGCCAUUGUGCGUCUGGAAUUGCAACCAUUGACUCUAGAUGGGUUCUGCCUUCAUGAAGUUCUGCUGCUGCUGCUGCUGCAGCACCGCUGACGACGACGAUGAGGAUGACGAAAAGCAGCCUUUAGUACCGCAGGAUCCCUUGGAGUAUUUUAACCGUGAAGUCCAGAAGCGUCGUGAUGAGGAGACCAACCUGUGGAGUGAACCGGGAGACCCCAGCCACUCAGAGAGACAAGACGACCGGGUGCUGUACGGCCUGCUGCAGGCCAGGACCAAGACCCCCAUGGGAUCCACGGGCUAUCGGCGACUGAGUGUUGACAUUGAGGCCAUGAGAGAUACUCGUCGGGAAGUCAGAGACAAAUGGAGGCAAAUCCUGGAGAACUUAGGUUUCAUGGCAGAGGCAGACUCACUACUCAAUGUGUCAGCUGGAGCCUCACAUGACCGUAUGCGUAACGCCCCUGCAGCACGUGAUCUGCUUCAUACACUCCACACUGAGACUUCCCUCUUCAGCAGCAGAGAGACACCCCCAGAAAGAUAUCUACUAAUCCUGGAUCGUCUCCUCUAUCUAGAUGUAGCAGACGAUUUCCUGGCUAAGGCAAAGCGCUUCUAUCCUCCAAUGGAUAAUUCUGAAGAGGAUGAGCCGGGCCUUGCUAUAAACCUGCCGCUGCUGCUGGCCAGGAUGGAGGCCAGGAAAGGCAAUGCAGAAAGUGAGGACGAGAACGGGGGAGAUGGAAACUUGAGUGACAGAUCUUGAGACCUACUGGCUGCAGUAAUAAUAGACACAAGGCAGGGGGCAGUAGCCAUCAACCUCGAAGACCAGGAUGACAGAAAUGCAUAGAUCCAACCAUCAAGUGUCUUUUGCUGCUUCUUGGCAGUUUUAGGCUGAACAAUUUCUAGUUUCUCACCAAUUAUACAGCUUGAGUCUUAGUGGGUUUUUCUCUUGUCGAAAUCUUAUGUGGCUUUGCUGAUAUUCUGGUAAAUUCAAUUCAAUUCAAAACCUUUAUUUAUCCAGGUAAAAUCCCAUUGAGAUCAAUGAUCUCUUUUUCAAGGGAGACCUGCAGCAGUAGGUUCCACAAGAAGACAUAAAAACAUAAACAACAAAAGGACAUCAUACAGCAAAAUGUACAGGGAUUACAAUUUACAUAUUUAACCACAAGUACAGGUACCAACAGCAUCUGAUUUUGUAGCAUCCAAAUGUUACUGUUAGCUUGCUCAUUGUUUAGCUGUUGUGAACCUUCAGGGUAGAGAUGUUCCUUUUAGAAGAGCCUCUUUAUUUUUGUCCUAUGAUUAUCAGCCCACAUUUUAUUCAAUCACAUGAUCGGUUAAGACACUGAAUAAAUAGCCAACUGAACUGCUGUCAGAUUUUCUUAAAAGUUUCAUAAGAAUGUAUAUUUGUGUAACUUUAAACAUUUUAAAGUCUAACAUUUUGGAAAGAUAGCAGAUGGAAGUACAUUAUGUUGAACAUUUUGCAUUGGUUGUGUAUGUGACUUUUGGGUAAUGCAAAAGGGUGUUUUUUCACCUUCAGCAAUUUACUGAAAAUGUGAAAGCCAUUUGGAAGUUUGUGCAUGUGAUCACGUCCAGUUUAUGAUUAAAUAAAGUUCCAGCCUGAAGCCUGUACAGUGUCA
This is a messenger RNA of Gymnodraco acuticeps, 1946 nucleotides long. RefSeq names its product melanoregulin (gene mreg). The record is from RefSeq and is a predicted model, not a curated record. Gene Ontology annotation, cellular component: melanosome. Gene Ontology annotation, biological process: melanosome transport. Lineage: Eukaryota; Metazoa; Chordata; Actinopteri; Perciformes; Bathydraconidae. The coding region runs from base 362 to 1075 and encodes 237 amino acids. The transcript is spliced from 6 exons.